GAACAAUUUCAUUGUGUCAGAGACUUCAACUUCUGUCCUUCUCUGUCUUCCACAACUAUCUCUCCUGUGCUUUUUGCUCCUUUUUAAUUACUCUUCAAACUAUGCGUUACAGAGUGUUACUAUCAUCUUCUUGAUGAUGAUGAAGCUCUGUGUUUUAGGGUUUUCAAAAUCAAGAAACUUGCUUUAAUGGCUUAAUGGGUGUUUCUGUUCACUCUUUGCUCCUUCUGAACUACCAUUCUCUACUGUGACCCUCCAUCCCCCACCAUGUACUCUCUCUCUUUCUCUUUCUCUCUCUGGUCGUUCAGACAAUCUCUUCCUAGACCUCACAUUUUGUAGACUUAAGCUUUACUCACUUUGAAUCACUGUGUUUUCUCCAGACACAAAAUACCCAUUAGUAAUCAAGAACAGAAAUUUUCUUUGGCUCUUGUCUUCUCUCUGUGUAGAACAGAAGUUUUAAUCACAGCGUAUCAGAUGUGAAAAGCUAGCUUUCUAUGAACAAAGUUUUAUUCUUUUGCAUCUCUGUUUUUUUUUACUCCAUUGCAAGCUACCAUCAAUACAGCUUCGUCUCUCUCUCUCUCUCUCUCUUCCUGUCGCAGUCCCACCAGUAAAGCUCUAUAUUUAUCAUUUUCUUAUCUUUCUUGAUAGAUUGAGACACCAAGUUUAGUUUCCAGGCAGAGAGAAGAAAGAGAGAGAGAGAGAGAGAGAGAGAGAGAGAGAGAGAGAGAGAGAGAGAGAGAGGGCUGGUCUCUGUUUGUGUGCGCCUCUCUACUGCCUUCAAGGACCCGUAAUGGCCACCUUUACCGGCAUUCUCCUCCUGCUCUCUCUCAUCUUCACCGCCACUGUCUCUACCAGCACUACUAGUCUCCACCGUCACCUCCUCCACCAACCCUUUUUCCCUCUUUCUACCACAGUGCCUCCAGUUCAACCUCCUUCUCUUCCUCCUCAAGCUCAAGCUCAAGCUCAACCUCUGCCUCAAACCCAACCUAAAUAUCCAUUCUCAGCCACUCCCAAUAUCCCACAAAAACCUUUCUUUCCUUCUUUUCCCUCCCCUCCUCCUCCUCCUUCCUUUUCUACUCUGGCAACUUUUCCGGCUAACAUUUCCUCCCUCCUCUUUCCCCACUCUCCUUCCCCUACCUCUCACCGCCACAUUAUCAUCUCCAUCUCCAUUUCCGUUUCUCUCCUUUUUGCUGCAAUCCUAGCUGCACUAUCUGCCUUCUUCCUUUACUCCCGCCGUCAGCACCACCGCUAUGUCAACACCUCCGAGAAAACCUCACGAUCCGACAGCCUUCGUCUUUUCCCACCAAAUACUAUCCCUUCUGAUGGUUCUCCAAAACCUCCGAAGCUUCCACACAGGCCAGGCGUUCUCAACACCAGUUCAGAGUUCCUCUACUUGGGUACAUUGGUAAACUCUCGAAGUGGCGUCGAUGAUCAUCAGAAGAUUACGAGUUCGAGCCAUGCUGGAGUCAAGAUUGGCAUUACAUCCUCCCCAUAUCAGAAGCUGGGCUCUCCCGAGCUGAAACCGCUGCCACCAUUACCAAAACAUAACUAUACUCCGACUUAUAGAAGUGGAGAGGUACUGGUUGGCUCUUACAAGGACGAUGAAGCUGAUACGGAUACAGAGGAAGAUGAGUUCUUUUCGCCGAGAGGUUCAUCUGGGCGAAAAGAGACUAUGCAAGAGAGUCCGGUGCGUGUGGAGUCGAGUUCUAGAAGAGAGUUUCGAGGUAUACAUGGAGAAACUUUUGGGUCUCGAAGUUUCAAUUCAAGAACUGCAUCGUAUCCGAUUUCUAAUUCUUGCUCUCCAGCAAAUUCUAUACCUACUAGUCCCUCUCCAUUGUCGAAUUUGAGUCCUAUAAGCUCAAAAUCCAAAUCGCCGGAGAUUAUCAUCAGCUUUCCUGGUCCAAUUCAGACCGUGAAGCGAUCACCAUUGUCCAUUUCUUUAUCUUCUUCACCGUCCUUUUCAGGCAGAGAUUCAGGGAAUACCCAGAACUCUCCGGAGCGGAAUUCAGGCACACUUGAGAGAAGCAACCUGUCCCCUACGAGAAUCGAGACUACUAAGCAGUUCGUACCAACAAAACUGCCGCCACCUCCUCCACCGCCUCCACCCCCGCGUUUUUGGGAGAUACCAGUUGGGGUAAUUCCGGCUCCGGAUGUGGAUAUGGGGAGUUCUGGGCCUCCGGUUCUUGUUACUCCUUCGAGGCCCGUUUUUAUUCAAAAUGGAAUACCAGUUGUAGCUAAUGAGCAAUCGCAGAGCAGUGCAUGCUUUGAGAGGAAUGACGAAACCCUGAAACCAAAAUUGAAGCCAUUACAUUGGGAUAAAGUUAGAGCAAGCUCUGAUCGGGCCAUGGUGUGGGAUCAGAUUAAAUCCAGUUCUUUUCAAUUAAAUGAGGAAAUGAUUGAGACUCUGUUUACUGUAAACAAUUCGAAUAUGAAUACCAAAGACAAUAAUCCAAGGCGGCAGUCUCUUCCAUUGCAAAAUCAGGAGAAUCGUGUGCUUGAUCCCAAGAAGUCUCAGAACAUUGCAAUAUUGUUGAGGGCACUAAAUGUCACCAUUGAUGAAGUUUGUGAGGCCCUUUUGGAAGGAAACUCAGAUACAUUGGGAACAGAGCUUCUGGAGAGCUUAUUAAAGAUGGCACCAACUAAAGAAGAAGAACACAGACUAAAGGAGUUCAAGGAUGAGUCACCAUUUAAGCUUGGUCCUGCUGAGAAGUUUCUGAAAGCAGUGCUUGAUAUUCCCUUUGCAUUUAAGAGGGUCGAUGCAAUGCUUUAUAUUGCUAAUUUUGAUUCAGAAGUUGAAUACCUCAAAAGGUCUUUUGAAACUCUGGAGGUAGCUUGUGCAGAAUUGAGAAACAGCAAAAUGUUCCUGAAGCUUCUAGAAGCAGUGCUAAAGACUGGGAACCGCAUGAAUGUGGGCACCAACCGUGGUGAUGCCCAUGCCUUCAAGCUUGACACACUCCUUAAGCUAGUUGAUGUGAAGGGGACUGAUGGGAAGACUACUCUCUUGCAUUUUGUUGUACAAGAAAUCAUCAGAUCUGAAGGUUCUCGCCUUUCCGGUGUAAAUCAGAAUCAAACAGCUGAGAGAAGUGAACAAUCCACAUUCCAGGAUGACGUCGAAUUUAGAAAGCUUGGCCUGCAAGUUGUUUCAGGAUUGAGUGGAGAGCUCACCAAUGUAAAAAAAGCCGCAGCAAUGGAUUCAGAUGUGCUCAGCAGUGAAGUUGCAAAACUGGCCAUGGGAAUUGCGAAAGUAAGGGAAGUUCUGGAACUAAACGAGGAAAUUGUGGUGAAGGAGAGUAGCAAGAAGUUCUCAGAAUCAAUGAAUGGAAUCGUGAAGAAAGCAGAGGAUGAAAUUAUAAGGAUUCAAGCACAAGAGAAGAUUGCUCUCUCCUUGGUGAAGGAAAUAACAGAGUAUUUCCAUGGGAACUCGGCCAAGGAAGAAGCUCAUCCGUUUCGGAUUUUUAUGGUGGUGAGAGAUUUUCUUUCAAUUCUUGAUCAGGUAUGCAAAGAAGUCGGGAAGAUCAACGAGCGGACUAUAUACAGUUCAGUUCGUCCAAUGCCGAUAAAUCCAAACCUUCCACCAGUUUUUCCUGGAUUAAAUGGAAGACAGCAAUAUGGCACAUUGGAUGAUGAAAAUUAUUCCUUGUCCUAGUUUUGAUAUCUACACAAGUUGAGCCUGCAAUGCUGCUGAACUUCUCACUAUCAGAAAAUCAGUAUCAGAUUCAAAAUAGGAUUUGAAUUGAGCUUCUUGGAGUCUUUUGGGUUGGCCUCUUUACUUGUCUCUUUUUUUUUUUUUUUUUUUUUUCCUACCUUUUUAUCUAAAUAUAUUUUCGGGCUACGAGAUUUUGGAUUUGUUUAUUAUGUGUAAUAUACUAAUGGAAUUAUAUCAGGGCAUAAUAAAGUAGUAAUGCUAGAAUAGUUGAAUCUAUCAUGUAAA
Messenger RNA from Manihot esculenta (cassava), 3928 nucleotides. RefSeq names its product formin-like protein 2. The transcript is spliced from 4 exons. Gene Ontology annotation, biological process: actin nucleation; actin cytoskeleton organization. The coding region runs from base 788 to 3643 and encodes 951 amino acids. NCBI's taxonomy places the organism in Eukaryota, Viridiplantae, Streptophyta, Magnoliopsida, Malpighiales, Euphorbiaceae. The record is from RefSeq and is a predicted model, not a curated record. Gene Ontology annotation, molecular function: actin filament binding.